Molecule: messenger RNA, 738 nt
Organism: Hyalella azteca
Lineage: Eukaryota; Metazoa; Arthropoda; Malacostraca; Amphipoda; Hyalellidae
Exons: 4
Coding region: 190-738 (182 amino acids)
Source: RefSeq, a predicted model, not a curated record
UAUGGCUUUACCUACGGACAAUAAGAUUCACAUUAGAGCGUAAAAAAUCACGGCAUUUUCAAUGGGACAGCAGGACUAAACUUGAGGUUAUCUAUAAAGUUAAAUGCUGUAAACUAAGACCAUCGCUCUGCGACUCAAGUAUUUGGACUUCUCCAAUAAGCCAUGAAAGUUGUUUAAAAAUUUAACGAAAUGAAUGAGGAACUGACAGAAACGGAGGUCUGCCCGGUCAGGAACUUGGACGGCGUUCUCACCCGCCUCGGUACAGGCUUAUGGAACUACAAAAUUUGGGGCAUCUGCGCCACCAUUUACUGCCUUAUGCCAGCAAACAUGUUUUAUGGAGCGUUCGUCGCGCCGGCGGUAAACCACACCUGCGCGCCCCCACCGGGUUGUGUUGCUGCCGACCAGUGCACGUAUUAUGCGUCUGGCACUAACGGUUCCACGCUGCCAUGCACUCAUUGGCUGUACGACAACUCAACAUUUAAAUUCACUCUUACCGAGCAGUUCGACCUGGUCUGCGGCAGCGCCCACAUGCGCGCCCUCGUCUCGUCCGUGUACAUGAUGGGGUCGGCGGCCGGCGCUCCCGUGGGCGGCCUCUUGUCCGACAAGUUUCAGGUUCGGGAGGAAGAGAGUCGUACUGCUGUUGAUGACAAUGUUGUUGAUGACAAUGUUGUUGAUGACAAUGUUGUUGAUGACAAUGUAUCAACAGGUUCGGGAGGAAGAGAGUCGUACUGCUGUUGA